Messenger RNA from Anneissia japonica, 1054 nucleotides. Its product is annotated as tafazzin-like. The transcript is spliced from 2 exons. The record is from RefSeq and is a predicted model, not a curated record. Gene Ontology annotation, cellular component: mitochondrial membrane. The coding region runs from base 194 to 505 and encodes 103 amino acids. Gene Ontology annotation, biological process: cardiolipin acyl-chain remodeling; inner mitochondrial membrane organization. NCBI's taxonomy places the organism in Eukaryota, Metazoa, Echinodermata, Crinoidea, Comatulida, Comatulidae. Gene Ontology annotation, molecular function: 1-acylglycerophosphocholine O-acyltransferase activity.
GUUGUUGUUUGUUGGGAUACACACUCUGCUGCACGCUUCAUUAGGUGUGCUAUGUUACAUGUAGCUAGCCCUAGCACUCGAAAUAGGCCUGGGAAAAUUUUUUAGACAACGAAGAAAAUAACAAUAGGCCCUAAUGUUAAAAGUGUAAUUCUGUGGAACAUUUAAUUUAAACACAUGUGAAAUAAAUUUGAGGAUGCCUUUAAAACCUGGCCAAUGGAGAUAUCCGGCUAAACCAGGAUUUGCUUGGAAACUUGGAACUGCAGUGGCUCAUUUUGGAGUUGCUACCAUUUGCAAAUUUUGGCUAAACUGGUUGAAUACACUGAAGACCGUGAACAUCGCUGCGCUCAAUCAAGCCAUCAAACACCGCCCUCAUGACAUGCCGUUGAUUACAGUGUCUAACCAUACAUCCUGCCUGGAUGACCCACUUCUAUGGGGUAAAGACAAAUAUCAUGCUACAUGUGCAAUCUCACAGCUAGUCACAGAAAGGAGAGCUCAGGGUGUUUAAAUUUAAAACAGGCUGAGGGGGAUGCUUGUUUUCUAACUCUUACACCAUAUACACAUUUUCAUGAUUGUGUGCCCUUUGUACAUUUUUGAUAUUGGCAUGUUAUGUAUAUCAUGUUGUUUUUGUGGGGACACUUUUCAUAGUUUGAUUCAGUUUGCUGUUGGAAAUCCUAUCUCAGUUGUGCUUGUAUCAAUUGUUUUACGCAUAGUUACCAACUGCCUCGCAUUGUGCAGGACGGUCCCGCAUUUCAAAGUGAUUUUGAUUGAAUCACGCAUUUUUCAGAAACACGUGCGUGAUCAUAAAUUUGUCACACAUUUAGCCCAGGUCUAAAUUAUCACAAAUUCAGGGGAAAAUGUGUUAAAAAUUAGGAGAAAUUAGUUUUAUUAAAGAUAUAAAAAAUGGUCGUGCAGUAACUUUGGUCUACAUGAAUACUUAAUUCACUGAGGCAUUACUAAAAAUGGAUCAGUAUGCCUAUUCAUGUUUUGUUUAAGUAAUAAAAUGUUUGUGUACAUAGGUCGGGUGUUCAAAUUAGACAUAAUGUACAUUGAAAUU